AUGGCCGAAGCCUGUUUUUUGGGGCCAGUGCCUCGACCAAAAUCGGUCGGUGAGUCUGGACUGAUCCAAUGUUACGAAGGCGGUGAAACGAGACUGAUUGUAUCAUGGAGUCUUGGUGCUUUCGGAAGAAAAGAAACUUACGCCUUAGCCGAUGAUCUUAUUUUUUUCUGCUCAUCUAUAUCUGAAAAUGAAGAAACUACAAUAAAAGCCGAAAAGGAUUUAAUCGAGUGUUUUGCAUUUGAAGGAGCAGUGCUUAACGAAAGUCACUCUUCAGAACUCAUGCAAAAUAUGGAAUCUAUCUUAAAGGAAAAGCCUUUAACACACAAUGUUUUUUAUAAUGCAUUUUCAAAUUUGAGUCAAGUUCCAGUUGAUAAGAAAUUUCAAAAUGGAAAUAAUCAUCACAAAUGCAAUAUUUGCGAUAAAUUAUAUAACUCAAAAGCAAAUUUGACUAGACACGUUAAGAUUCAUACCAGAGAAGAAUCCGAGGAACCAGAGAAGAAAUCAAUCUGUGCCUAUUGUAAUAAAUCAUAUACUAAAUCAUAUUUGAAAACACACACAAAGAUUCAUACUGGUCAAAAUCUGCAUAAUUGUGAUAUCUGCAAUAAGAAAUAUUGUCUUAAAUCAACUCUAACAUAUCAUAAAAGAACACAUACCGGAGUAAAACCGUACAAAUGUGAUAUCUGCGAUAGUAAAUUUUCUCAGAGCUCAACUCUAACAUAUCAUAAAAGAACACAUACCGGAGUAAAGCCGUUCAAAUGUGAUAAGUGUGAUAAACGGUUUUUUGGUCAAUCAAAUUUAUAUAGCCAUAUGAGGACACAUUCCUGUGUAAAAAUUUUUACAUGUGAUAUCUGUGAUCAGGAUUUUUCUCGGAAAGGAGAUUUAAUAAUUCAUUUAACUACACAUAUAUGUGUAAAUUUGUAUAAAUGUGAUAUAUGUUAUCAUAUUUUUAAAAAGAUAAAAAAUGUUAAAAAGCAUGUAAUGACAUUUCAUUUUUGAUAUGCGUUGAUACAGUUUU
Messenger RNA from Acyrthosiphon pisum (pea aphid), 1015 nucleotides. RefSeq names its product zinc finger protein 525-like. Gene Ontology annotation, cellular component: nucleus. Gene Ontology annotation, biological process: regulation of gene expression. Lineage: Eukaryota; Metazoa; Arthropoda; Insecta; Hemiptera; Aphididae. Bases 1 to 996 code for a protein of 331 amino acids. The record is from RefSeq and is a predicted model, not a curated record. The transcript is spliced from 3 exons.